Messenger RNA from Oreochromis niloticus (Nile tilapia), 5427 nucleotides. RefSeq lists its product as uncharacterized. The record is from RefSeq and is a predicted model, not a curated record. Bases 69 to 4325 code for a protein of 1418 amino acids. The transcript has 3 exons. Lineage: Eukaryota; Metazoa; Chordata; Actinopteri; Cichliformes; Cichlidae.
AUACAUUUGUAACGUGGCAUCCCUCUGAAGAAGGCAAUUUAGAGCCACAACCUAUCAACUCUGAAACAAUGCUUACCAAAGAUAAUAUCGCUGCUCUAAAUAAGCCCAGCCAGCUGAAAGGUGAAACAAAACCUAAAGUGGAGAAACAAAAUACCUCUCUCAACCCAUGCGGCUCACCAUUCACACCUCAGCAUAACUGUAACACCACGGCCAGCAUUUUAAAUCCAGCAGAGCCCUUUGCCCAAUACAUGGCACGUCGGGAUUUAAUAAUCUCAGGCCUUUACCAGUUCGACGACAGGCCAGAGAAUUACAGAGCAUGGUGCUCUUCGUUUACCAGUGCAACAGCUGAGGUCCAACUCACCCCCAUUCAAGAGCUAGAUCUCAUGACGAAGUGGUUAGGGAGGGAGUCAGGUGAUCAGGUGAAACGCAUACGUUCAGUAUAUGUCAACAACCCCACAUUAGCUCUGUACAAAGCAUGGGAAAGACUGAAUGAAUGUUAUGCAGCAUCAGAAAUAAUCGAAAGGUCACUUUUCCAACGGUUGGACAGUUUCCCAAAAAUAACAGUCAAAGAUCAUGUCAAGCUACGUGAACUAGGAGACUUACUGCAAGAGAUUCAAGGCGCUAAGGAAGACGGCCAUCUGCCUGGUCUACUCUAUCUGGACACUUCUCGUGGAAUUAGCCCAAUCGUAGACAAACUUCCAUAUGGACUUCAGGAGAGGUGGAUGUCACACGGCUCUCAAUAUAAAGAGAACAACCAAGGCUGUUUCCCACCCUUUGAGUACUUCUGUGAAUUCAUAUGUAAAGAGGCAAAGAAACGCAAUGAUCCAAGUUUCCACCAGCAAAACUUAAAACCAGAAAAACCCUUUGCAAAAAACUUAAAUUCCAGCAAACCUAUUACGGUACACAAAACCAAUAUUUCUCCCCCUAACAAGGACUUUAACCGGAACUGCCCACUGCAUAACAAGCCACACCCGCUCAAAAGAUGCAGAACAUUUAGGAAUAAACCACUGGACGAAAGGAAGGCCUUCCUCAAAGAGAAAGGAAUAUGCUUCAGAUGCUGUUCUUCAGAUACUCAUCUUGCGAAGGAAUGCAAAUCUUCAAUAAAGUGUUCUGAAUGUGACAGCACAAGUCACGACGCAGUUAUGCAUCCCGGUCCUCCACCACAGACCAACAAGGCUCCACCUCCGGCACAAGAGAAUGGCGGGGAGAGAGAAAACAGUCACGACACGGUUGAUGUCACAACAAGCUGCACAGACGUGUGCGGUCCAGGUCAGUGGGGACGUUCAUGUUCCAAGAUAUGUCUUGCAUGGGUGUACCCUAAAGGUUACAAGGACAGAGCUGUUAAGGCAUAUGUAAUACUAGACGAUCAGAGCAAUCGUUCUUUAGCCAAGCCUGAGUUCUUCGAACUUUUUGACAUUAAAAGUGAACCUUUCUCCUACAAUCUUAGAACAUGCUCUGGUGUUGUAGAAACAUGGGGUAAAAUAGCUGAAGGCUUCCAUAUCGAGUCACUGGAUAGGUCAGUAGUUAUCCCUCUACCAUCGCUCAUAGAGUGUCAGGACAUUCCUAACAAUAGGAGUGAAAUCCCAACUCCCAGCGCAGUGCUACACCAGCCGCACCUACGAACCAUAGCAAAGUACAUCCCAGAGCUAGACUCUAAAGCCGAAAUACUCCUGCUACUAGGGAGAGACGUUUUGCAGGCACACAAGGUCAGGCAGAGAAUUAACGGCCCCCAUAGUGCCCCCUUCGCCCAGCGCCAGGAUCUAGGGUGGGUUGUAGUUGGGGAGGUCUGUCUGGGUAAUGUUCAUAGGCCUACAGUCAGCACCCUGAAGACAGUCAUUCUGGAAAAUGGCCGCCCUACAGUUUUCAAACCAUGUAACAGCCUCCUGCAACUCAAAGAAAUGCCACACACAAACAGGCCGGGUAAAGCGCCCGAACAAACUCUGGGUCAAACGGUUUUUAACCAGACAGAUAACGACAACAAACCAGCUCACUCAAUACAGGACACUCUCUUUCUGAAAAUGAUGGACAAUGCUAUGUUCAGAGAUGUGGACAACAGUUGGGUCGCCCCACUUCCAUUUAAGGAACCCCGCCAGCAAUUACCAAACAACAGACAGCAGGCAGCCACAAGGUUCUCCUCCUUGAAACGCACCCUUAAUAGGAAACCUGAAAUGCGGGAGCAUUAUGUGGCCUUCAUGGAAAAAAUCCUCUCCAAUGGUCACGCUGAGGUGGCCCCCCCACUGAAAAAGGGAGAAGAGUGUUGGUAUCUUCCAACAUUUGGAGUCUACCACCCACAAAAACCCAAUCGGAUCAGGGUUGUCUUCGAUUCUAGUGCCCAGUACUUGGGUGUCUCACUUAACAAUGUCCUCCUUACUGGCCCUGAUUUAAACAACACACUUGUCGGAGUUCUUCUCCGCUUCCGGACAGAAAGUGUUGCAACCAUGGCAGAUAUACAGCAAAUGUUUCACUGUUUUAUGGUACGCGAAGACCACCGCAACUUCCUCCGUUUUCUGUGGCAUAGGGACAAUGACCUAAACAAAGAAGUUGUCGAGUACCGGAUGAAAGUCCACGUGUUUGGCAACUCAACAUCCCCCGCUGUUGCCAUUUAUGGACUACGCAAGGCCAUCAGAGCAGGUUCGAAAGACUAUGGUGCAGAUACAGUAAAGUUCGUGGAGAGGCACUUUUAUGUAGAUGACGGCCUGGUCUCUGUCCCCUCUCCUGCUGAGGCUAUAGACUUGCUUCAAAGAACACAAGCCUCACUCGCUGAAUCCAACCUGCGCCUGCAUAAGUUCGUUUCCAACUCUCAGGCAGUUAUGCAGGCCUUCUGCCCAGAAGAUUGUGCUCCUCUCAUUAAAAACUUAGAUUUAAGUGGUGAAGAGACACAAUCCCAGCGAAGCCUUGGACUCAUUUGGGAAAUAACAAGAGACACAUUCACUUACUCAGUGGCCACCUCAAACAAGCCAUUCACUCGCCGUGGCGUAUUGUCCUCUAUCAAUAGUGUCUUUGAUCCCCUGGGCCUAUUGGCACCCGUUACAAUCCAAGGAAGGGCCCUACUCAGAGAGCUUACUUCGGAAUGUUCAGAUUGGGACGUACCCCUUCCAGAGGACAAACAAAGCAGAUGGGAAACGUGGAGAAAUUCCCUUCAGGAUCUAAGAGAACUACAUGUUCCCAGAACCUACACUUCCACCUCACUAAGUCAAGCAGAGCGCAAGGAACUGUGUUUAUUCUCAGAUGCAUCCACUAAGGCCAUAGGAGCUGUAGCCUACUUAAAGGCAAUUCAAAUAGAUGGGAAGGUCGAGGUUGGGUUCAUAAUGGGCAAGGCAAAACUAGCCCCACUGUCAGAACCUACAAUACCAAGGCUUGAACUAUGUGCAGCCGUCUUGGCAGCAGAAAUGGCUGACCUCAUUCAAGAUGAGUUGGACUUAGACUUUGAUGCAGUGCACUUCUAUACGGACAGUAAGGUAGUGCUCGGCUACAUCUGUAAUGAGUCAAAAAGAUUUUACACAUACGUUCACAACAGAGUACAGCGCAUUCGCCAGUCAUCAAAGCCAGAACAGUGGCAUUAUGUGCGCACAGAGGAAAAUCCAGCAGACCAUGCGUCUAGGUCAUUGUCGGCAUUCCAACUAAAAAAGUCCACCUGGUUCACCGGACCACCCUUCAUUCACCAUCCUGCCGCAGAGACAACACAACGGAGUGGAAUGUUUGACCUGAUUGAACCAGAUAAGGACUCAGAAAUUAGACCAGAAGUAAAAACUUACGUCACUCACCUCCAAGUACUUAUCUGUAAGCGUUUUGAGCACUUUUCUACCUUUAAGUCUUUAGUCAGAGCCAUAGCAAAUCUUAUCCAUAUUGCAAAGUCCUUCAAUGGGACUAAUCCAAACAAAAAAUGCAAAGGCUGGCACAAAUGUCAUCUGCCUCAAACUCCAGAGGAGAUUGCUCAAGCAAAAAUUGUCAUCUUCAAAGAGACACAGAAGGCAUACUUUGAGAAGGAACUUUCUGCCCUUGAUGCUGGCAAGCCAAUCUCAAAACAGAGCCCCCUCAAGAAGCUCAGCCCAAUGUUACAGGACAGUCUCAUUUCUGUUGGAGGCCGGCUCAAACACACAGAAAUUGAGAGUGUUGAAAAGAGCCCAGUAAUUCUUCCCAAAGACAGUCACAUCUCCCUUCUGAUCACUCGCCAUUACCAUGAGCUCACAAGGCACCAAGGUCGUCAUCUGACGGAAGGAGCAAUCAGAGCUGCUGGGCUGUGGCUUUUAGGCGGCAAAAAACUAGUCAAUUCAGUGAUCCACAAAUGUUUAACCUGCCGCAAACUACGUGGAAAACAAGAAUAACAACUCAUGGCGGACCUACCACCUGAACGCCUAAAAACUUGUCCUCCUUUCACCUACGUCGGCCUUGAUGUUUUCGGACCGUGGUCCAUAACAACCAGGCGUACUAGGGGCGGAGUAGCUGAAAGUAAGCGGUGGGCCAUCAUGUUUACCUGCAUGAGUUCGAGAGCCGUGCAUAUUGAGGUAAUCGAAUCUCUGGACACGUCCAGCUGCGUGAACGCCCUCCGCCGCUUCUUCGCUCUAAGAGGCCCCGCCAAACAGCUACUAUCUGACCGUGGCACCAAUUUUAUUAGCACUUCAAAGGAACUUGGAAUGGACAAAUCACUCCAACAGUACCUAACUAUCCAAGGCUGCAGUUGGGAGUUUAAUCCACCACAUGCAUCCCACAUGGGAGGUUCUUGGGAGCGCAUGAUUGGAGUCGCCCGCAGAAUCCUGGACUCCAUGCUACUACAAAACAAGGUUCAACUGACUCAUGACGUGUUAUGCACACUCAUGGCUGAGAUUACAGCCAUAAUAAAUGCAAGGCCGCUUGUCCCAGUGUCCUCUGAUCCAGAGAACCCUUUCAUCCUAUCCCCUUCAAUGCUCCUUACGCAGAAAUCUUGCCUCCUACCCCCACCUGGAGACUUUUCGGAUAAAGACCUCUACAACAAACAAUGGAGACGGGUCCAAGCCCUUUCCAACCAGUUCUGGACACGCUGGAGGCGAGAGUAUCUACCCACAUUGCAGCAAAGGCAGAAAUGGACCGGGUCGCGCAGAAACCUCCAAGUUGGCGACCUGGUUCUGCUAAAGGACAAGCAGGUUGCACGAAACAGCUGGCCCAUGGCCAGGGUCACUGCCACAUUCCCAAGCAAGGACGAUCGAGUAAGGAAAAUUGAGCACUUCCGGUUUGGGUCAAACACUGUUUUUGCUGAGAAACAGGCUCCUCAUGCAGAAGGCAGCAUGGAGAUGUAAUCAGAUGCCAUCUUCUCUGAAUUAUCAGGCUGGAACGCCUUUUCACCACAUGUUCAUGGAGACAAUUAAACAAGCUGCAACUAAACUCCAGGGUCUUCAUUUGUGGUUUAACUCGGUGUCACCAACAUCCUCGUUGAAAACACUACAAACUUCC